This is a messenger RNA of Sinocyclocheilus rhinocerous, 1738 nucleotides long. RefSeq names its product phosphomannomutase 2 (gene pmm2). The transcript is spliced from 8 exons. Gene Ontology annotation, cellular component: cytosol. The coding region runs from base 201 to 953 and encodes 250 amino acids. NCBI's taxonomy places the organism in Eukaryota, Metazoa, Chordata, Actinopteri, Cypriniformes, Cyprinidae. Gene Ontology annotation, biological process: GDP-mannose biosynthetic process; protein N-linked glycosylation; mannose metabolic process. The record is from RefSeq and is a predicted model, not a curated record. Gene Ontology annotation, molecular function: phosphomannomutase activity.
UGCUGGUUCAUGAGCACGCGGAGGCCGUUCACUCUGACGCGCAGCUCAGGCGCUCCAAUACACUUCCGACAACACGGAAGAUGUGACGUUGCACUGCUGAAUAGAUGAACUGAAACUCUUAUGCUGGAGGAUUGACACUUGAGUCUUUGCAAAACUUCAUACGGAUCGUACACUGGUUUACAAAGUUUGCAAAUUUUACAAUGGCCGGUUCAAGCGUGGACCCGACAACACUGUGCCUGUUUGAUGUGGACGGGACUUUAACAGCAGCUCGCCAGAAAGCAACUCCUGACAUGCAUCAGUUCUUGAUUGAACUGAGACGGCGAGUGAGAGUCGGGGUGGUCGGAGGAUCAGACUUGGACAAAAUUAAAGAGCAGUUGGGUGAUGAUGUGAUUGAUAGAGUGGAUUAUGUAUUUGCUGAGAACGGUUUGGUAGCAUACCGGUUUGGGCAGCUGCACUCUAUACAGAAUAUUCAGGCAUACAUGGGAGAGGAGGUUUUACAGGAUUUCAUCAAUUUCUGCCUCAAUUACCUUUCAAAGAUAAAACUGCCCAAAAAAAGAGGCACAUUUAUUGAAUUCCGUACUGGAAUGCUGAAUGUCUCUCCAAUUGGUCGAAGCUGCAGCCAAGAGGAAAGAAUCGAAUUUUUUGAACUUGAUAAGAAGGAGAAAAUUAGAGAAAAGUUUGUCUCCGUUUUAAAAGAAGAGUUUGCUGGGAAAGGACUAGCUUUCUCCAUUGGUGGGCAGAUCAGCUUUGAUGUGUUUCCAGAAGGCUGGGAUAAGCGCUACUGUCUGGGAAUUGUAGAGAAAGACUCAUACCAGCGCAUCCAUUUCUUUGGAGACAAAACUAUGCCUGGGGGAAACGAUUAUGAAAUCUUUGUAGACCCCAGAACAAUCGGUCAUGAGGUCAAGUCACCUGAGGACACAGUGAGGAUCUGCAAGGAGCUCUCCUUCAACUGAAAGACCUCUGCCAUCUAGAAUGAAGUACAGUAGAAGACUACAACGUCCAUGAACUGUGAAAUUAUGAAUAGGAGUCUCACUUGACAUGUCUAAGCCAUUAUUGUCUUUGUGUAUUUCAAUGAUUGUACCUCAUGACAGGUACUGGAUAAACUUGGUACAUACAGUACAUCUGUACGUGCUCAUUGUAUAUGUAAUCUGAUGCAUUAUUUACAGGUUUAAGGAACUGACUGGUGCAGUGAUUAUGUCUGAACAUCUGUGCCUUCAGUCAUGUCAGUACUGGACAAUAUACACUUUAAACUCUUAUUUUUAUUAAACACUUUGGUCCAAAUGAAAAGACAGAUAUCAUUCAGUUAAGACAGGAUGGGUUUCAUAAAAUGUUACUGUACAUGUGUUAAGGAUUACUGUUUUUUUUUAUCAGGAGCAAAAGUGAUUAAUAAAGAUAGGUGUGGGCUGGACUAACUUCUUAACUAAAAUUAAUGGUGAAGGUGCAACAAUUUAAGUCUCAUUUUCAUAAGAGGAAUUUAAAAAGACAUCAGGACAAAGGGCUUUAUUAACUUAGAAUUGAUCGAUUUUUGCUCAAAUUAAACUGACUUAAUAGUUAAUUUCCUGACAACAACCAAUAGUUCUUGGUUGGAAGUGUUGUUAAUCUGCUUGCUUAAGUAAAAUAAGUGAAUGCAAACACUAUAAUAAACAGGAAAUAUAUUCUGUAUGGAUAUGAUAUUGGUGCGUAUAUUUCACAUGUAUGACUUCAACACCGUAAGAAAGAGUACUGUACAUAUUCUGAG